This is a messenger RNA of Sitodiplosis mosellana (orange wheat blossom midge), 1761 nucleotides long. RefSeq lists its product as uncharacterized. The coding region runs from base 583 to 1446 and encodes 287 amino acids. NCBI's taxonomy places the organism in Eukaryota, Metazoa, Arthropoda, Insecta, Diptera, Cecidomyiidae. The transcript has 6 exons. The record is from RefSeq and is a predicted model, not a curated record.
UAUCUCUCUAUCUCUAUGCCUCUUAGGUGAAUGAUCAUGAUUUUUUUUUCAUUUUUUCUCUUUCCGCGUAUUGAUAAUUUUAUUAAAUUUACACAACAUAUAACCAAAACGUUCUGUAUGUGUAUAUCAACGGAAUGAAAUAGCGUUUCUAUGCGUUAGCUUGAUGUACUUACGACCAAUUUCAAGCAAAACCGAUUCACUCGCAACUUAACUGGCAACAUUAAUAGCGGUAGAAACUGUUUGAAUGAAUUAAUUUUGAUUUUAAAUUCCUUUGAUAUUUUUCGUGAUUCAUUCCAUAUUUUUGAAUUAAACAUUUUUUUUCCGUAUUUGGCAAAUAUUUUUAACGUCAACAUCUUUUAAAUCAACACAUGAACUUUUUUUUUUCAAUUCAAAAUGAAUUUAUACUUAGUGUAUACUUAAAAUACUUUCGAUGGCAACAUCGAACGUACUCUAAAAAUGCACAAUUUGACAGACUGUCAUAUUUACAUGAUUAUUGCUUAUUCAUUGGAACAACAGCUAAACGUUCAACAAUAAUUUUUGAGCAAGUUGAUUUUUUUUCUUUUCCAAAUUUGUUUUUGAAAAAUGCGAGUCGUUAUUCAUCUUCAAGAUAAUGAUGGAAAGAAGCACGAUAGAACGGCAAUUACGCUCAAUGACCAGGCGACCAUCGAAGCAUUGCAAAAAGAAUUGGAACGUAUCUUUCAGAUCGAGCCUAAAUUUCAACGCAUUUUAUUCGGUGAGAUGGAAAUUCACGAACUUUUUGGACCGUUGUCUCAGAUUGGUACUGAGGACGAGUACAAACUCGUACUUAAACAUUCUCAACUAAAAAUGUGGGAUGCUUUCAAACUAAUGAUCAACGAUAUUGAGGAGAACAAAAGAAAGGAACAUAGCGUUAAGAAGAACGUGAAAAGUUGUAUUCAAUAUUUGGAAGCACUCGUAAAAGAAAAAUUCUUUCAUGCUUACCCGGAAUUCGUAUCUAUAAUGAUAAAGUUCAACAACAAAUACGCUCAUUAUGUAGACGCGGAACACGAAUACAUCAAAAUGGCCGCAAAAUUUUAUUUUUCCAUUCGUUUCGGAAACAGUUGUGAGAAUCCAGACGUGGAAAUAGCAUUUAAGCCAAAAGAAAAGAGCGGUGCUCAAGGCGGCCUGAUUUGUGAAGUGAGUAAAAGCGGAGCUCAGCCUACAAUAUAUCAUAUUAAGACACAUUUGGGAAUUUCAACUCUUACAUCUCAUCAUGUUGGGGUCGAUCUUCGAGAAUUGUUUGUAUACAAGCUUCUAGAACUGAUAAAAGUUGCCCAAAAGUGCACUUUCUACGGAACAUCCAUGUAUCUCGAUUCGGAAUUUACAUUGCCACGGAAGAUGUUGCCGGAUUUACCCGAAAAAGUGAAGCAAAGAUGGUCGACGAACAAAAGUCGCAACUCGAUUUACUCCGUCAUAUUCUUUUCCUAGUGGAUCUUCAUUCUGCAAAUUAUGGCAUCGAUGGUGAAGGAAAUCUGUGUAUUGUCGACUUUCAGAUUGGCAACCAUCGAAGUAGUGCUGACGGGCGAAGUUUUUUGGCACGCCACAAGACUCUUGCAAAGAAGUACAUUGAGUCGUGGAAUCUAAAAAGUAACUUGGACACCGCUGAUCAUGCUAUUGUUGAACAAAAGAAACUCUUGGAAGCUAAACAUAUUGAUAGAAACUCGAGCAAACAUUCUAAAGAAUAUUUGGAUAUAAUAAAAAAAAUUGUGGUUAAUGCGGCUCAAUGAUGAUAUUAAAUCUCAA